Molecule: messenger RNA, 1044 nt
Organism: Lasiodiplodia theobromae
Lineage: Eukaryota; Fungi; Ascomycota; Dothideomycetes; Botryosphaeriales; Botryosphaeriaceae
Product: U2 snrnp component ist3 protein
Exons: 2
Coding region: 1-1044 (347 amino acids)
Biological process (GO): mRNA splicing, via spliceosome
Cellular component (GO): catalytic step 2 spliceosome; precatalytic spliceosome; U2 snRNP
Molecular function (GO): RNA binding
Source: RefSeq, a predicted model, not a curated record
AUGAACAAGAUCCGCCAAGUCAAAGAGCUCAACAAGCGCGAGCUUGAAGCGGGCAUUACGCCCGAAGGCUCGUGGCAUGCCGACUACAGAGAUACAGCAUUCAUCUACAUCGGCGGCCUCCCUUACGACGUCUCCGAAGGCGACAUCGUCACCAUAUUCUCCCAGUAUGGCGAGCCCGUCUACGUCAAUCUCGUGCGCGACAAGGAGACCGGCAAGAGCAAAGGCUUCGCGUUCCUGAAGUACGAGGACCAGCGCAGCUGCGACCUGGCCGUGGACAACAUGAGCGGCGCGCAGGUCAUGGGGAGGAUCAUCAGCGUCGACCACACGCGGUACAAGAAGAAGGAGGGCGAGGAGCUGCGGGAUAACACGUACGGCGCGCCCGAGGACGAGGAUGAGGGUACAGGCGCGGUGAAGAAGGCUGCGGAUACGGAGAGCGAGAGUGAGGAAGAGAGCAGGCCGGUGCUGAAGGAGGAACGGGAGUUGGCGGAGCUGCUGAGGAAUCAUGACGACGAUGAUCCGAUGAAGGCGUAUUUGAUCAAGGAGAAGAAGGCGGAGGUUGAAGAGGCGAUCAAGGAAUGGAAGGCGAAGAAUGGCGGCUCCAAGAAGAAGGACGAACGGAGAAAGCACAGACACCACAGGUCACGCAGGGAUAGGGAUGAAGAUGAUGAGGAGAGAAGGCACCGAAGGAGACGUCAUCGCAGCCGCUCGCCGUCGGAAGAGAGGUCAAGGAGUAGAGAGCGCAGGCGGCGAGACUAUUCAGAAGACCGGGAUCGCAAGUCCAGGCGGCGGGAUCACUCAGAGGACAGAGACCGCAAGAGCAAACGGCGCGACGAUUCAGAGGAUGGCGAGCGAAGGACCAAACGUAGGGAUGAUAGCCGGGAAAGGGAGAGACGCGAUCGUCGGCGCGACAACUCAAGAGACAGAGAGCGGAAGAGUAGGCGUCGUGCUGACUCGGAAGACGACUAUCGGCGCGAGAGGCGACGUGACCACCCAAGGGAUACGGAUGUGAGAGACAGUGACAGGAAACGAAGGUCCCCUUCAUGA